GCUUUUUUUCAUCCAAAGUGAGUAAAAGAGUGAAUUUGGAUGAAUAAAUAAUAAUAAUAAAAUAAACUAAACCAACGUUUGGAUCGAUAUCUGCAUCGAUCUGCCCACCCUUGUCUCCUGGAUCGUAGCUGAGAUCAGCGUGAACCACGUGGGUCUCUGCUCCCUGAUCUGUUUCCUGUGUUUGGAAAGAGUUCCAGCUUCAUCACGGAGUUUCUCUCGGUUUGUGGGCUCAUCUAAAGCUGAUCAGCAGGAGGAGAAGAGUCUGACGGAGCAGCAGAGGAACAUUUUCAGCCAUCUGGACUCAGCUGAGUCACUACAGAGGAAACAAUGAGCUCAACACAGAAGGACCAACAUGGAUCGAGAAGUCAGAGCUCUCAGGAGGCCGACAAACCUCACAGAAGAAAGGGAGAGAAAACAUACACCUGUGACGAGUGUGGGAAGGAUUUUACUCUGAAGGCUAAUCUAAAACAGCAUCAGGUCAUCCACACUGGAGAGAGACCGUUCAGCUGUGACUUGUGUGGAAAGUCUUUUUCCAGGAAGGGUUCCCUAAGAACACACCAACUCAUCCACAGUGGAGUUAAAGCGUACAGCUGUGAUCAGUGUGGCAGAGCUUUUACUCAAAGUGGCCAAUUACAGAUUCAUCUAGUUACCCACUUUGGAAUUAAGGCAUACAGCUGUGACAUUUGUGGAAAAAGCUUCAGCCGGAUAGGGAACCGAAAUGCACACCUACGCAUUCACACCGGACAUGAUGUGUACUGCUGUGAUCAGUGUGGCAAACAGUUUAUAACCAACAUGCAGUUCCAACGCCACAUGUUUACCCACACUGAGGAGAGACCUUAUAAAUGUGACCUGUGUGAGAAGACUUUUAAAACUCCACAUUGCCUGAGGCGACACCAACAGAUCCACACCAGAAAGAGACUCUACAAGCGCAGUUACUGUGAGGACCAACAUGGAGCGAGAAGUCAGAGCUCUCAGGAGGCCAACAAACCUCACAGAAGAAAGACAGAGAAAACAUACAAAUGUGACAAAUGUGGGAAAGUUUUUACUAGGAAGGCUUCACUAAAGCAGCAUCAGGUCAUCCACACUGGAGAGAGACCGUUCAACUGUGACUUUUGUGGAAAGACUUUUUCCUGGAAGAGUACCCUAAAAAGACACCAACUCAUCCACAGUGGAGUUAAAGCGUACAGCUGUGAUCAGUGUGGCAGAGCUUUUACUCACAGUGGCAACUUACAGAAUCAUCUAGUUACCCACUCUGGAAUUAAGGCAUACAGCUGUGACAUUUGUGGAAAAAGCUUCAGCCGGAUAGGGUACCGAAAUACACACCUACGCAUUCACACCGGACAUGAUGUGUACUGCUGUGAUCAGUGUGGCAAACAGUUUACAACAGACGCACAGUUGCAACACCACAUGUUUACCCACACUGAGGAGAGACCUUAUAAAUGUGACCUGUGUGAGAAGACUUUUAAAACUCCACAUUACCUGAGACUACACCAACAGAUCCACACCAGAAAGAGACUCUCCAACCACAGUUACUGUGAGGACCAACAUGGAGCGAGAAGUCAGCGCUCUCAGGAGGCCGACAAACCUCACAGAAGAAAGACAGAGAAAACAUACACCUGUGACGAGUGUGGGAAGGAUUUUACUUUGAAGACUUCACUAAAACGGCAUCAGGUCAUCCACACUGGAGAGAGACCGUUCAGCUGUGACUUGUGUGGAAAGAGUUUUACCCUGAAGGGUUCCCUAAAAACACACCAACUCAUCCACAGUGGAGUUAAAGCGUACAGCUGUGAUCAGUGUGGCAGAGCUUUUACUCAAAGUGGCCAAUUACAGAAGCAUCUAGUUACCCACUCUGGAAUUAAGGCAUACAGCUGUGACAUUUGUGGAAAAAGCUUCAGCCGGAUAGGGAACCGAAAUACACACCUACGCAUUCACACCGGACAUGAUGUGUACUGCUGUGAUCAGUGUGGCAAACAUUUUACAACAGGCAAAAAAUUACAACGCCACAUGUUUACCCACACUGAGGAGAGACCUUAUAAAUGUGACCUGUGUGAGAAGACUUUUAAAACUCCACAUUGUCUGAGACGACACCAACAGAUUCAUACCAUGUUUAUCAAAUGUUAGAUUACUAUCAUAAAUCACUCCUAGGUUCCUCGCAAUGGCUUUUUUAAAAAUAAAUUCCUAAGGGGCCAAAGUUGUAGUGGUUACAGGGACCAAACACAAUGAUCUCUGUUUUCUAUUCAUUUAAGCUGAGAACGUUUAAAGCCAUCCACGCCUUAAAAUCCUCCAAAUUGAGCGCAUAGGGAGCAUAUAAAUUGAAAAGAGAACUGGGCCAAGAAUGGAUCCCUGGGGGACCCCACAAAAAAUUGAAGUUUUUGAGGACAAUGUAUCCCCUAAUCUAGCAGAAGAACUUUGGUUAGACAGGUAAGAUUGAAACCAUUCCAAUGCUGACAGUUGAAAUAGUUUUUAUUAACAAUGGCGAGCCCUCAAGCCUGGCCAGUAGUCCAUGGUGACUUCAGAUAGUCACAGCCUGGAGGGACAACUUCCAAAAGCAAACUCAACUCACCCAAGUUUAGCCAAGUUUCCAUCACCAGAAGAAAAUUAAAGUGACGAGUGGUGAAGAAGUCGUUCAAAAUAAAGGUUUUAUUUGUUAGCGACCUCGCAUUAACCAGAGCCAAUCUAGCUAACACAGGGUUGCUAGCCAAUUCCAAUAGGUGCACCAAUUCCAGGGAUCGCCCGGAGAUGAACAAGUUGAUAUCCGGGGCAAAUUUGUUCAGAAGAGCGUAAGGAUUAGCCGUUGGUGAAGCAGCCAUGAAAUUUUUAAAUUUUACCAAUACACCCCCCGUUUCCCUCGCCUUGUUUGGCAUUUCUUCCUGGUGGGAUGGCAGGGUGGAUCGCACCGGAGGAACAGUGGUACAGUCUCUAACACAGGUGGGAUAUGAAAAUCCUCACGUCCUUGGGCCAGUCGGGAUUGCUCUACAACAAUGGCUCUGAUAUUUAGUAGCGAUUGGAAGUCAUAAACCAGAAGUGUACAGACAUUUUUGAAGAAAACAGAUGUAAACAAAGCUAGCAAAAACAAAGCAGGUAACAGCUGACGGCAAGCAGCACACACAGGUGCCAUCAAAUAACUAUCCCUAAAUCCAUCUACAAUCUGGACACCACAGGUUCUGUACAGCAUGAGGGUUAAUAAACCGUACCCAAAUCAAUAUGAUGUGUAAACUGAUUUAUUCUUGUACC
This is a messenger RNA of Pelmatolapia mariae (spotted tilapia), 3234 nucleotides long. Its product is annotated as zinc finger protein 160-like. The record is from RefSeq and is a predicted model, not a curated record. The transcript is spliced from 5 exons. Lineage: Eukaryota; Metazoa; Chordata; Actinopteri; Cichliformes; Cichlidae. Bases 328 to 2121 code for a protein of 597 amino acids. Gene Ontology annotation, molecular function: RNA polymerase II cis-regulatory region sequence-specific DNA binding; DNA-binding transcription activator activity, RNA polymerase II-specific. Gene Ontology annotation, biological process: regulation of transcription by RNA polymerase II. Gene Ontology annotation, cellular component: nucleus.